AUGAACAGCUCCUCAUACUACACAGAAAAGGCGCUCAAGGCCCCUAAAUACACAGAGAAGGAGCAGGAAGUGAUUGAGGCCGGCAUAGAGCGCUCGCAGUUAAAGUACUCGGCCGCCAUUCUCCUCACCCUUUUAUCCUUGCAUCGGGUUCCUAGAUUGGAGCCAUACACCUCUAAAUUUCUCUACCUACAGAACCAAACAGGCACCAACCCGGCAACGUACGACACACAUAUUGACGAUGUCUACUUCGUGAUGACCUGGAUUGUGCUUUUGGUGUUUAUCCGCUCGAUCUUGAUGGACUACCUCUUCAAACCGAUUGCGCGCGCCUACAACAUCAACUCUGCCAAGGCGUUGACCAGAUUUGCCGAACAGGGCUGGUCUUUUACCUACUACUCCAUCUCCUGGGGGGUGGGUAUGUGGUUGUAUGUGAGAUCCAACUACUGGCUCGACUGUGACAACAUCUUCCGUGGGUGGCCGCACCAGACCUUUUCUGUGGCGUUCAAGAGCUACUACUUAAUCCAGAUUGCGUGCUGGUUGCAACAGAUAUUUGUGUUGAACGUGGAGGAAAAGAGAAAGGACUAUGUCCAGAUGUUUUCCCACCACAUAAUCACGUGCAUUCUCUGUAUCGGCUCCUAUUACAAGCACUUUACCAAUAUCGGCCAUGUCAUCCUUGUGAUUAUGGACCUGGUAGAUAUCUUUUUGGCGGCUGCCAAGAUGCUAAAGUAUUUGGGCUACUCCACCGCGUGUGAUGUGAUGUUUAUUCUCUUUAUGGUCAGCUGGAUCAUCUUGAGGCAUGGGGUGUACAACUAUAUUCUCUGGCACGCGUCCACAAGGCUGUUCAUGUUGAUGGCCCCGCGCCACUGUUCGCUUGCCACUGAUCCGGACAUGUUUUGCUUUGUGGACUGGGACGUCAAGAUCUUCCUCUGGUUGUUGGCGGGUCUCCAGGUCAUCACCCUUAUCUGGAUGUACAUGAUUGCCCGUGUCGCAUACAAAGUCAUUACCGGCAGCGGCGCCGAGGAUGUCAGAAGUGACGAAGAUGACACUGACAAUGAAGCGGGGUCGACUGAUAUCAGUGAUGACGAUGAGGAAACCGCCAUUGAUUCCGAAAACGAGUCCAAGCUUAAGAAUUAA
Messenger RNA from Babjeviella inositovora NRRL Y-12698, 1131 nucleotides. It is a transcript of the gene LAC1, whose product is annotated as Lac1p. The record is from RefSeq and is a predicted model, not a curated record. Gene Ontology annotation, biological process: ceramide biosynthetic process. Lineage: Eukaryota; Fungi; Ascomycota; Pichiomycetes; Serinales. Bases 1 to 1131 code for a protein of 376 amino acids. Gene Ontology annotation, cellular component: membrane. The transcript has a single exon. Gene Ontology annotation, molecular function: sphingosine N-acyltransferase activity.